AUGGCUUCCUCUUUUUCAGCAUGGCUGCGCUCACCAGCAGCUCGCCAAUACUUCUUCUCGACUCACUUUUGGGGUCCCGUUGCCAAUUGGGGUCUACCCUUGGCAGCAAUUGCUGAUCUGAAAAAGGACGAGGAGGUCAUCUCAGGAACCAUGACCACGGCGCUGGCUUGCUACUCUACUGUCUUUUCCUGGUUCGCUUGGAGGGUCACGCCAAGGAACUACCUCUUGAUGGCUUGCCAUAUGACGAAUGCCUCUGCACAACUUGUGCAAGGCGGAAGGUUCGUGAACUAUCACUACAUGGGGGGCAAAGACAAGCGCAUCGAGACAAAGUGAGGGUAAGCGCAGCUGCUCACGGCGAGUGCUUACAAGUAGAAGCAACCCUUGCCGCGUGUAUGUCCUCCAAUGUCCCGAGUUG
Microstroma glucosiphilum is the source of this 415-nucleotide messenger RNA. Its product is annotated as UPF0041-domain-containing protein. Gene Ontology annotation, cellular component: mitochondrial inner membrane. The transcript is spliced from 3 exons. Gene Ontology annotation, biological process: pyruvate import into mitochondria. Lineage: Eukaryota; Fungi; Basidiomycota; Exobasidiomycetes; Microstromatales; Microstromataceae. The record is from RefSeq and is a predicted model, not a curated record. The coding region runs from base 1 to 333 and encodes 110 amino acids.